Molecule: messenger RNA, 764 nt
Organism: Meleagris gallopavo (turkey)
Lineage: Eukaryota; Metazoa; Chordata; Aves; Galliformes; Phasianidae
Gene: NOL6
Product: nucleolar protein 6
Biological process (GO): rRNA processing; tRNA export from nucleus
Cellular component (GO): CURI complex; small-subunit processome; UTP-C complex
Source: RefSeq, a predicted model, not a curated record
CUUGGCAAAUCUCUCAUUGCUCCUGCUUGCUUGUGUCCUCUAUUAAGUGGCACUGGUCUGUUUUCCCUGCAGACUGUCUUCCGCCCUCCUUUGGACCUCUACGAUGUCCUCAUCCAUUUGAACUCAAAUCAGAUUCCUCGACAUCUGGAGAGUGUGGACCAGCCAGUGAAGUCAUUUUCCCGGGGAGUGGUGAAGAACAGCAGUGGAGCAAGGAUCCUCUUUCCUGUCGUGGAUUAUGACCCUGUACAAUGCUACCUCCAGGACCUGAGAGAAGCCUUCGGUGAUCUUGCCUUAUUCUUCUAUGACAAGCAUGGUGGGGAAGUGAUUGCAGUUUUGUGGAAACCUUCGAGCUUUCAGCCUCAGCCUUUUAAGGUCUCUAAUAUGAAAGGACGAACAGUGACAACUCUGAACUCUGAGCUGGUUUGCGUUCCCAACAUAGAAGCAAUUCUGGAGGACUUUGAGGUUUUGGGAGAAGGCCUGGUGAAAAGAGUGGAAGCUCAUACAGAGAAAUGGACUGUCUGAGGCCAUUAAGAAGCAUGAGAAGGACUUGUCCUGAAGCAGAUUUUGUUCACUCUGGAGCCAUUUGAUUUUAUAAGUCAGUCCCAGGAAAGGCUUUUGGCUUUUCAAAUCUCAGAAUUGUGUAUCUGACUGUAUUUAACUUAGUAUACCUUGUCCAGAAAAGUGAUGGGACCUUUAUUGUUUUUAAGAAUGCAAUUAUCUUUUUAUUUUGAAGAAAAUAUAAAGAUGGAAUAAUUUUUUUGAAA